Molecule: messenger RNA, 2826 nt
Organism: Rhizopus microsporus ATCC 52813
Lineage: Eukaryota; Fungi; Mucoromycota; Mucoromycetes; Mucorales; Rhizopodaceae
Product: subtilisin-like protein
Exons: 3
Coding region: 83-2707 (874 amino acids)
Biological process (GO): proteolysis
Cellular component (GO): cytosol; membrane; cell wall
Molecular function (GO): tripeptidyl-peptidase activity; serine-type endopeptidase activity
Source: RefSeq, a predicted model, not a curated record
CUUUCUUUUAUUUAACUUUCCCUUUUCCUUUCUUUUUAUUUAUCUUGGCUGAGAAGUUUAUCGGCUCCUUCCAUUCACUUUAAUGAAACCCUCUAAUCUGACUAUCCUUCCACUCUACGUAGCGGGUGUCUGUAUGGCCGUGUUUGUGUUAACGGCUGAUGCAGUCAACAUCCACCACCCCAAAUUCAAGCCAAGAACCUCAGAGAUCAUCCCCGGUCGUUACAUCGUCGGAUUCAACACUGAUUCUGAUUCUGCUGGUACUUUCUUUUCUCAAUCCUUGGACGACUUCAAGGGCGCUGAUGUUAAGAUCAACGAACGUUACAACCACGACUUCUUCAAUGGUGUGUCCAUCAACAUCAAUACUGAAGAUGCAGAUAUCCACAAGAGUGCUCUCGAGAGCAUCCUUGAUCGUGCUGAUGUCCAAUAUGUCACUCCUGUUCGUGUCGUGCCUCGUCCCAAGGUGAAGGUCGUCAAGAAGGGAAAGAAAGCCAAGUCACUCUUGCCUCACUCCAUGACUCAAGUUGACCUUGUCCAUAGCAAACUCAAGAACAAGGGUAAAGGCGUCCUCGUUGGUAUCCUUGACUCCGGUAUUGAUUACAGACAUCCUGCCCUUGGCGGCGGUUUCGGUAAAGGACACAAAGUUGUCACCGGUUACGAUUUAGUCGGUGAUAACUACACCGGUAGAAACAGCCCCAAGCCCGAUAACGAUCCUCUUGAUAACUGUGGUGCUGCAUCUGGCGCCUCUGGUCACGGCACACACGUCUCUGGUAUCAUUGCUGGUUGGGAUCCUGCCACCAAUUUUACAGGUGUUGCUCCUGAAGCCAAUCUUGCCAUGUACCGUGUCUUUGGUUGUAACGGUGUUACUGGUGACGAUAUCAUUGUCAAGGGCUUAUUGAUGGCCUAUGAUGCUGGCGUUGAUGUGAUCAAUCUCAGUUUGGGCUCCACUAACCCAUGGUCCGAAAACACUGAUAACCCUGAAUUCAAGAUUAUCAAGCAAAUCGUCGCAAAGGGUGUCCACGUCGUGAUCUCUGCUGGUAACGACGGUGAUAAUGGUGCCUACACUUUGAGCAGCCCUAGUAGUGCUCCUAGCGCUUUCUCUGUCGCCUCUGUUGAAAACAACUAUCAAGCUACCAACUUCUUGACUGCCACUGGCAUUGAACAACACAUCUCCUUCGUUGAUGGUUCCCCCACCCCCGGAAAUCCCGUCGAUGGCACUCUCGCCGUUGCUGCCAAGGUUGCCAAUCCUACUGCCGAUGCCUGUAAGCCUGAAGAUGUUUCUGCUGAUGUCAAGGGCAAGGUUGCCUUAGUCGCUCGUGGAAGCUGUGCUUUCAGCGACAAGGUCAACAAUGCUGCCGCUGCCGGUGCUGUCUCUGUCAUCAUCUACGAUAACAAGCCUGGAGCUCUUGGUGUUCCUUCCACUCCUGGUGCCAAGGUCCCCGUAGUUAUGAUCUCCAAUAAAGAUGGUAAUGCCUUGAUUGCUGCUGCCAAGAAGGGCUCUGUUAAGGUUGACUUUAGCGACAAAAAAGAACUGACUCCCGUCAUCGACAAGGGUGCUAUCUCUGACUUCUCCAGUACCGGUCCUAGUGCUGAAUUGAUUCUCAAGCCCAACAUUGCUGGUGUCGGUGGCCUUAUCUACUCUACCAUGCCCACUUACGCUGGCAGCUGGGGUGUUAUGAGUGGUACUUCCAUGGCUUCUCCCUAUGUUGCUGGUUCCGUUGCUCUUUACAUCAAGGCUCAUGGCAAGAAGAAGCAAUCUGUCAGCUAUGUACAUGAACAAUUCCAAAACUACGCUUCCGUCCGCUACGUUGCCAGCACUACCACCGUUGACAGCCCUGUCCGCGCUGGUGCUGGUCUUGUCCAAGUCUACGACACAAUCACUCAAUCUGCCCACGUCACCCCUGCUCAAAUCAGUUUCAACGAUACCGCCACGACCAAGUACAGAACUCAACACUUCACUGUGACUAACCAUGGCUCUCACACAAUCCAAUACGAACUUGUCAAUGAAGUCUCUACUGGUGUUGCUCCUUAUGAUAUCAAAAACAGUGGCUACACUCCUAUCGCUCCUGCCAAGAACGUCAAAGCCAAGGCAUCCUUGCGUUUCUCCAAAAAGACAUUCAAGCUCGCUCCCGGAAAGUCUCAAAAGAUCACUGUUACCGUCACUCCUCCCAAGACCAACCCCAAGGAACACAUCUACUAUGGCGGUUACAUCGUCUUGAAGUCCAAGCAAUCUAAGAACGGUAAGGACCUCAAGAUCCCUUACAUCGGUGUCCAAGGCAAGCAAAAGGAACUUCCUCUCUUCGACAAGGGCUAUCCCUUCAUUUCUGAUGGUGACAAGACCUAUGGCAAGAACGAAACAUAUGUCUUUGAUCGCAAGACCAACGAUACUCCCUAUACCGUCUAUAGACUCUUGAACCCCACUCGCCUCCUCAAGGCUGAACUUCUUGAUGCCAAGACUGGCAAGUCUCUCGGUUUGUACAAGACAGGCAACACCUUCUUACCCCGUAAUACCCUAGCAAAGGAUGACCAAUAUACUGCCUUCACCUGGGACGGCACCUACGUUCCUUCCAACUUCAAAAACGCCAUUCCCAUCCCUGCUCCCUCUGGUACUUACAAGUUCCGUAUCUCUGCUCUCAGAGUCUUUGGUAAUCCCAAGAACCCCAAAGACUGGGAAGUCUUUACCUCAGGACCCAUUGUCCUUAAAAAUUAAUGUUUAAUCUAAUGUGUAAUAAUAAAGGCUCCUGUGUAGUUUUAUUUAUUUUAAAUUUCUAAUCCUUCUGCCAGUAAUUCAUCAAUAUGUCUUAGCUUCAAAAAUACGUCACAUCCGUA